This is a messenger RNA of Lizanozyma spartinae, 693 nucleotides long. RefSeq names its product flavodoxin-like fold protein (gene PST2). The transcript has 2 exons. Lineage: Eukaryota; Fungi; Ascomycota; Pichiomycetes; Serinales; Debaryomycetaceae. The coding region runs from base 1 to 693 and encodes 230 amino acids. Gene Ontology annotation, molecular function: FMN binding; NAD(P)H dehydrogenase (quinone) activity. The record is from RefSeq and is a predicted model, not a curated record.
AUGUCAAAGUUAGUAAGUGAAGAUAAAAUCACUAAGCAAAGACGUGCCUCUACCGGGACAGUCGAUGUGCAGACGACUCAAUUCUUCAUCAUGGCUCCAAAGGUUGCUAUUGUCAUUUACUCCAUGUACGGUCAUGUUGCUACCAUGGCUGAAUCGGUUAAGGCAGGUGUUCAAGCUGCUGGUGGAUCAGCUAAGAUCUACCAAAUUUCCGAAACUUUACCUCAAAAUGUUUUGGACUUGAUGCAUGCUCCAGCUAAGCCAGAUUACCCAAUUGCUACCAAGGAUACCUUGACUGAAUACGAUGCUUUCUUGUUUGGUAUUCCAACCAGAUUUGGUAACUUCCCAGCUCAAUGGAAGGUUUUCUGGGAUACUACUGGUGGUUUAUGGGCUAGUGGUGCUUUGCAUGGUAAGCCAGCUGGUAUUUUCGUCUCUACCGGUACUCCAGGUGGUGGACAAGAAGUUACCGUUUUGAAUUCUUUGUCUACUUUGACUCACCACGGUAUGAUUUAUGUUCCAUUGGGUUAUGCUAAGGCUUUCCCAAAGAUUACCAACUUGGAAGAAGUUCACGGUGGUUCUCCAUGGGGUGCUGGUACUUUUGCUGGUGCGGAUGGUUCCAGAUCUCCAUCUGCUUUGGAAUUGGAAAUUGCUAAGAUUCAAGGUGAGUCUUUCUACCAGACCAUCCAAAAGUUUUAA